This is a messenger RNA of Caenorhabditis elegans, 1284 nucleotides long. RefSeq names its product F-box domain-containing protein (gene fbxa-51). The transcript is spliced from 3 exons. The coding region runs from base 36 to 977 and encodes 313 amino acids. The record is from RefSeq and is marked reviewed. Lineage: Eukaryota; Metazoa; Nematoda; Chromadorea; Rhabditida; Rhabditidae.
GUUUUCAGAUUGCCAGAAUCGAGAAACUUUCCAAAAUGAUCGACAUCGAUUCAAAGGCACAUCAGAGAAAUUUUUUAUUGUCGACUUUCAUCAAUAUGUCUCUGGAUGUCGCUAACCUAGUUUUGGAAAAGAUGGAGCCUAUGGAUCUACUGAGAGCGAGAAAAGUUUGUCGCAGUUUGAGAAUUGCCGUCGAUAAAAUUGGAUUUCAUUUCGGUUACAUCAAUUUGUCCUUGAUGAAAAAUGAAGUCGAAAUGAAAUUGAGUGGAACUAAAAUCAGAUAUAUUACUGCUGCAAAUGGUAAUACGAAUGUAAUUCACAAUGAACAGACAAAGUUGAUUGAUGGAGAAAAUUUUGUGGAAAGAGCGUUUAAGGAUUUGAUGAUAGUGUCGGAGCACGCACUGAAAAUCAUAAUUAGAAAUUCGAAAGAUAGCGACAUUGUUACAACUUUCAAUAAGCUUUUGAAAUCCGAAACAUGUGUACCCGUAAAGGAAAUAAGACUUUUGUAUUUCUCCUUUGAUGAAGUCAUCACGAUUCUUCCAUGUUUUGAUGCAAAAGGGCUCAAAAUGAUGGCCUUGGAAUAUGUUGCGUCAAAUGACCAAUUCGAACAAAUAACCCAUUUGGAGCAAUGGAAAAAGGCAGAAAAUGUUGAGCUUUCGAUGUCUGUUAUUGCCAGUACAGUGAUUCUUAACUCGUUUCAUUUCAAAAGUUUCAUUAUUCAUCAGGUUGACGAAUUUUCAGCACAGACCGCAAUACAAAUAAGAGAUGAUCUUUUGAGAAGAAGUACAUUCCAAAGUUGCGAGAUACAUUUUGACAAAUCAGAGACAAAUCCGAUUGAAAUUGCAAAAGUAUUCAAACCGGACUAUGCAGGCGGCAAUGACUUCAAAAUUGAAUUUUUAAAUGGUAACGACAAGUUUGAUAUAUGGCUUGAAGAGUACCUAUACAAUUAUUGUUUAAAUGUGAAAAGAUUUUUAAAAUAGCUUUCAGUUGAACUGUAAGUGAAGAAGUCGGAACAAGUUUUUUCCCGAGAUUUUUAUUUAAUUUUUGUUUUUUUUUUUCAAUUAAUGAAACCCAUUUUAUUAAUGUUUAUCGUUCUAUGUUUUUGAUCAAGUUAAAAAACAGCUCAAAGGCAUUUGUGUUCCUCUUUUGUUGUCUCUUUGGGUUAUUUUUUAAAUGACAAUUUUUUGUGAUUGUUUGAUAGUUUUGAGUAGAGUUUACUGUAUCAUUUGAAAGUGUUAGAAAUAUACCGAAUGAAUAAAAAUUGAUGAUAUACAACACAAUAAUUAA